UAUGGCAGCGGCGUCGCCUUGGGCCGGGUCUUCGCGCUCGCGCCCGGGCCGGGCCAUCUUUGCAGCCCCGGGCAAGGCAGCUUCUCGGGCGUGAGCCGGGCCUCUCGCUGUGGCGCGUUACCCUGCCUUCAGCUGCCGUUGCCACCGCACCACGACUGUUACUCCGCGCCGGGAACAUGCCCCUGGACGCUUACUGCUACCUGCAGGUCGUGGGCAGGGGCAGCUACGGGGAGGUGACGCUCGUGAGGCACCGGCGGGACGGCAGGCAGUAUGUCAUCAAAAAACUCAACCUCCGAAAUGCCUCCAGCCGAGAGCGGCGAGCUGCUGAACAGGAAGCCCAGCUCUUGUCUCAGCUGAAACACCCGAACAUUGUCACCUAUAAGGAGUCAUGGGAGGGAGGGGAUGGUCUUCUGUACAUUGUCAUGGGCUUCUGCGAAGGAGGUGAUCUGUACCGAAAGCUCAAGGAACAAAAAGGGCAGCUUCUGCCUGAAAGUCAGGUGGUGGAAUGGUUUGUUCAGAUUGCCAUGGCUCUGCAGUAUUUACAUGAAAAACACAUCCUUCACCGAGAUCUGAAAACUCAAAAUGUCUUCCUAACAAGAACAAACAUCAUCAAAGUGGGUGACCUAGGAAUUGCCCGAGUGUUAGAGAACCAUUGCGAUAUGGCUAGCACCCUCAUUGGCACACCCUACUAUAUGAGCCCUGAAUUGUUCUCAAACAAGCCCUACAACUAUAAGUCUGAUGUUUGGGCUCUAGGAUGCUGUGUUUAUGAAAUGGCCACCCUGAAGCAUGCUUUCAAUGCAAAAGACAUGAAUUCGUUAGUUUAUCGGAUUAUUGAAGGAAAGCUGCCACCAAUGCCAAAAGAUUAUAGCCCAGAGCUGGCAGAACUGAUAAGAACAAUGCUGAGCAAAAGGCCUGAAGAAAGACCUUCUGUGAGGAGCAUCCUGAGGCAGCCUUACAUAAAGCGCCAAAUCUCCUUAUUUUUGGAGGCUACAAAGGCAAAAACCUCCAAAAAUAAUAUUAAAAAUGGUGACUCUAAAUCCAAGCCUUUUUCUUCAGUGGUUUCUGGAAAGGCUGAAUCAAAUCAUGGAGUAGUUCCCCACCAACCACACUCUUCUGAAGGCUCCAAGAUAUAUGCAAUGGGUGAAGACAAAGGCGUAUCCCAGGAAAAACACAUAGUCGUUGGCCCCUUGAAGACACCUGCAAAUCUGAAAGGCCAUACCUGCAAACCAGACAUGAAAGAUACCACAGAAUCACUAGCUACAAUCAGUAGAGUGAACAUUGACAUCUUACCAGCAGAGAGGGACUUGGGUCAUGGGUUAGUUCCAGAGAAUCAGCCAAGAUGCUUAUAUGCCUCCAGUGAACUGGAAGGUAAAUGCAAUAUUUCUCAAGUGAAGGAGAGACUGCAAGAUAACACUAAGUCCAGCACUCAGCCUGGAAACCUAAUUCCUACGUGGUCCUCUGACGAUGUCACUGGGGAAAGAAAAGAAAAGCCUCUGCAGCCCGUAAAUGAAGGCCAAAAGCCAAAGGACCAGGAUCAAGUUGCUGGUGAAUGUGUUACUGAAAACCAGGACAAAAUCCACCCAGGUUUACAGCCACACAGCUCUGGGUCUGAACCUUCCCUGUCUCGGCAGCGACGGCAGAAAAAAAGAGAACAGACUGAGCACAGUGGGGAAAAGAGACAGGUUGGACGAGAUCUCUUUGGAAUGAGUCAUUGUUUCCAGGAGGCUCCACCUCAACUUUUGCCCUCUCUUCCCAAUGUUGGAAAAGUGGAUGUCACAUCAACCCAAAAGGAGGCUGAAAACCAAAGCAGAGUGGUCACUGAGUCUGUGAGCAGUUCGAGGAACAGUGAGAUGUCAUCAUCGAAGGAUCGACCAUUAUCAGCAAGAGAAAGGAGGAGACUAAAGCAGUUGCAGGAAGUGGUGUUCCCCUCAGGCCCUACAGUGAGGAGAGCUUCUCCUAGUGCAGCGGGGCCAGGGAAGCCACAAGAGGAAAGCCAGUCCACCCCUGCUCGAUGGCUCUCUCCUGACCGAAGCUUUGCUCAGAGAAGAAAACUCACCCAUUGUUUCUCUGAAGAGGAGUUAAGUUCUUCUACAAGUUCAACUGAUAAAUCAGAUGGGGAUUCCAGAGAAGGGAAAGGCCAUUCAAGUGAAAUGAGUGACUUGGUACAAUUGAUGACUCAGACCCUAAAACUGGACUCUAAAGAGAGCUGUGAGGAUCUCCCAGUACCAGACCCAGUGUCAGAAUUUAAACUUCAUCGGAAGUAUCGGGACACACUGAUACUUCAUGGGAAAGUUGCAGAACAGGCAGAGGAACUCCAUUUUAAAGAGCUACCUUUAGCUAUCAUGCCAGGUUCUGAAAAGAUCAGAAGAAUAGUUGAAGUCUUGAGAGCUGAUGUAGUCCAGGGCCUGGGGAUUCAGCUUUUAGAACAGGUGUAUGAUCUUUUGGAAGAGGAGGAUGAGCUGGAGAGAGAGGUACGUUUGCGGGAGCACAUGGGUGAAAAGUAUAUGGCUUACAGUGUGAAAGCUCGCCAAUUGAAAUUUUUUGAAGAAAAUGUGAAUUUUUGAAAUUUUAUUCUAAUAUGCUGCCAGAACUAAAGACCUAUAUUCAAAGGUUUUUGGCUUAAACAGAAACAAACUUACAAUGAUGCUGAAGGCUACUCACCAGCCUCGUAUCUCUUUGUGUUUUUUUAAUACUGGAAAAAUAACGUGACAGAACAAAUACGAAGCAAGCUCACAAAAGAAACUUUGGCUAUAUUAUUCUCUUUGUGAGAAAAAAAACCAAGACUUUGUUUGGUUACUGUUUACUGAGCCUUAAACCACUGACUUUAUAUCUAGAACUUUAUUUUUUUAAGGUACUAAUUAGCUUGAAUACAUGACCAUAUAACAUUGGAUUGGAAGUUUUAUAUUAUACUAUAGUGAUAAAAGCAAUAGGAGAAAUAAAUGGCAUAUGUUCAGUCAUACUACUUGUCAUUGUUGAUAACCUUAGGUAGUGGUUGAUAAAUUAUUUUGUAAAAAGUCAAUUCAAGAUUCUGGGAGUAGAUUUAAAGAA
Molecule: messenger RNA, 3048 nt
Organism: Pteronotus mesoamericanus
Lineage: Eukaryota; Metazoa; Chordata; Mammalia; Chiroptera; Mormoopidae
Gene: NEK4
Product: NIMA related kinase 4
Exons: 15
Coding region: 177-2564 (795 amino acids)
Biological process (GO): protein phosphorylation
Molecular function (GO): ATP binding; protein kinase activity
Source: RefSeq, a predicted model, not a curated record